Messenger RNA from Arabidopsis lyrata subsp. lyrata, 1348 nucleotides. RefSeq lists its product as uncharacterized. The transcript has a single exon. The record is from RefSeq and is a predicted model, not a curated record. Bases 121 to 1158 code for a protein of 345 amino acids. NCBI's taxonomy places the organism in Eukaryota, Viridiplantae, Streptophyta, Magnoliopsida, Brassicales, Brassicaceae.
CCUUCUUUGAGAAUUCCUGUGUACUUUGAGGACACGUUGGUGGUUCAGUUGAUUCAUGUGUAUGGGUCGGAGGUUAAGGAUUCGAGUGGGUUAGAUUGGGAGUUUGUGAAGAGAACUUUUAUGGAUGAAGCUGAGAAUGGUGGGUUGUUGUUAGGAGAACAGAAGUUGAGUUUUAAGAGUUAUAGUGUGAAUUAUAGAGAAUGUCCGAUUUGUUCGUUUGCGGUAUCUCGUGGGAUGAAUUCGUAUACGUCUAGGUUUUUGUUUGAUAACUAUACGCUGAUUGUGAGUGAGUAUUUGGAUUCCAAGCAUAUGCAUCGGGCUUUGACUGAUUCGGCUGAGGAGUUGAGGAGAGUUGCGGGGAUUGUUGAAGAAGAAGGAAAUGAGUUUGCUAGGGUUUUACCUGUUUAUGUGUUUGAUUUGGAUAUCAAUACGCCUUUGUUGCUUGAUCGGUAUCAUCAGUCUGUUGCUUUUAGAGAUAUGGUUAUUGCUGUUAGAACUAGAGGAACUCAAACUGUGAGUGAUUAUACUUGCAAUGGGCGUCAUGUGUUUGUUCAUACGAGAGACUUAGAACGACCUCUGGUUGGUUCCAUUUUACAGAGUAUGUGGGGUGUGUCUUCUACUCAUUUGACUUGGAGCCCGAGACAUAACACAACUCUGGUUGAUUAUACAUGGAGCAUUGGGCAAACACCGUUUGGACCUUUCUCUGAUAUAUCGUCUCUAUCGUUUGUUCAGAAAGACGCUGCUAAGAGAAACGUGCUUUUGACAUCAUUGAACACAACUAUCACAAGUGCGAUCGAUGUUAUUGAUUCCGCGGUUGCUUAUGGAGGAGAUGUGAUCCUACGCAAACAGAAUCGACACUCUGAGUUCAUGCAAAGGUGGAAUCUUUUGCAGUACAAACUGGAUAAAACGGUUUCUGCUCUAUCACACAAUGAGUUCGAGAUGGCUUUGUACUACCUGAGAUCAGCAGCGCACGACUUGUACUCAGUCCAUUCAGUGGUGUACCUCGCAUCACAACAGGUAGAAGCGAGUCUCAACUGUUUCAAAGAUCCUCCGUUCCCAUGGGGAACUGUUUCAGUGUCAGGAUUCGGGUUAAUGGCUUUGGGUUACGUGUACUCAAAAAGAGAUAGACUCUUCAGAAGCAAAAGAAAACAGUUCUGAAGAAUUCAGGCAGUGCAGGGUAAUUUAUUAUAGUCACAUUGGAUAAAAGUCUUACUAGUUUGGUUAUUGAGGUUAAUACAGCAUGUACUAGUAUGAGCUUGUUUCCAUUUGGUAAUGUUUGAACAAUAGAGAAAAUGUCGGACCUCUUUUUUGGCUGUCUAUUUAUUUUAAAAGUUAAGAUUUAAACAAA